AAGUAAAAAAAACUUCUUAAUAUUUAAAACUAUCUUGAUAGAUUAAAACAAUAGAAAAUGAUCAAAUUGGUUGAUUCAAAUAAAGAUCAGCAAUAGUAAAAUGAUUAAAUGUUUGAGAGAAAAUCCUCUCUUAGUCAUAUUGCUAACUUUUAAUCAGAAAAAAUAAUAGAUAAUCAAAUAUAAUCUCACAUAUUUGGGCACAGAGCCAAAUUAUCCAGUUUAGAUUGCAUAUUAAUUCCAAAUAGUCCAAAAAAAAAGUUCCGCCAAAAGCUUAAAUAGCAAGAUUUUAUCAGCUUUACUUCAACAUACAUGAAGAGGGGGACUUUAGACAGCGAUAUGCUUGAUCUAAAGAAUGAUGAUUAAUUAAAUGAAAAAGACUACAUCAUAUUAGAAAUUUUAAGAAAGAAAAUAGUUGAUGUAAAACAAGAAGAAGACAGCAAUAUGGCUAUUUAUAUAUUGAGGAAGGUUACAAGGAAUCCUUUAGAAAUUCAAUUCUUAAAAAAAGUUAUAGAAAGCAUACCUCUAUUUCAAAAGAAUCCUGACUUAUCGAAGAAUUGUUCCAACUAAAUUUUAAUGAAGAUUAGUCAUUCAUAUUACAAAAAAAACCAAGUCAUAUUUAAUUAUGGUGAUCAUGGGUCAGUAUUCUAUUUAAUUUUAAAAGGAAGUGUAUAUUGCUUAAUACCAAACAAAGACUACAAGACAUUUGAACCAAGUGAGGAAUCAUAAAACAAUGGAUAAAACUAAAAAGAAAAAGUGAACACGUAGUAAUCAGAGAAAUAAUCUUAGCAAACUGAUUAACAGCAAAGAAAUAGAAAAAAAUUGAUUAUUGGAGGACAACCUCAUAAUCUAAAAAGAAUGAAAAGUUAGGAAGGAGAUCUUCAUGAAUUUGAUUUAGAAAGUGGUACAUAUGAACCUCCUAAAUCUCCACUAAAACGAAACAAAUUACUUCUGAAACCAAAUCGAAGCCAAAGCUUUAGUGAUUUAGAAGAAGAAACUGAUGAGAUGAUUAAAAAAAGAUAAAAGGAAGAAAAUAAAAAAUUUAUUUAAUCAAAUUAUCCUGAGUUUGAUAUUAUAAAAGAGUUAAAAUAAGGAGACAGCUUUGGUGAAAUUGCAGUGCUGACUGGAGAGAAAAGAACUGCUACCAUGAUUUGUUCAGAGGAUACACACUUGCUAGCUUUGAGUAAAAAAGGAUUUGAUACAAUUUUAGGAGCCUAUAAACAAUUCAUUAUGUAAGAGACUGUAGAAUUUUUAAGAAAAAUACCUUUCUUGUAAUCAAUACCUUCUUCUUAAUUGCUUAGUUUAUUCCAAUCAGUUAAGGAAGAAAAAUAUGUUAUGGGAAAUCAAAUUUAUACUGAAAAAGAUAAACCUAAUUGCAUUUAUUUUGUCAAAUCUGGAGAAAUUGAAGUUACUAAAGAAAUCUAAGCUGCUGAUGGCUUCAAUGACGAUAAAGAAGUAGACUAUUAAGAAUAUAACAAAAGAAUGUCUUUUAGUGAAGUUGAAAAAGCAAAAAUUUUUGGCUUUUAGAAGAAAAAAAGCAAACAGAGAGUCCGCCUUUAUUUGUUAGGACCUCAUUCUUAUUUUGGUGAGUAAGAAAUAAUGAAAAAACUUCCUCUAAGGGAAACCCAAGCAAGAUGUAAUUCCCAAGAAGCUAUUAUUUAUUCUAUUGAAAAAAAAGAUUUUUUUGUGUUCAUGAAGGUACACAAACACUUCUAAAUGUUCAAAAAAGAGAUACAAAUUAAAAUGGAGUGGGAGGAUGAAAGAGAUAAAAAUUUAGUCAGCAAAUCUUAACAGAACAAACUCAUGCUUCGAAUAACUUAACCUUAGCAUAAUAAGCCUUCUAACUAAGAAGAAAUCAGUAAAAAAACAGAUGUUUUAUAAGGCAAAUAUACUGCUAAGGAUUCUGAUUCUAAUAUUUCUAGUUAAUAAAAUACAGUAACUAGUUUUAGUAUUAAAUCUUAAAGAAAAGUGAAUGAUUUUAAUUCAAUCACUGGGUAACAAAAGAAUGAAUCUCAACCAUCCAAUGAUUAUUUUAGUCAACAAUCUCAUAGAUAUUAUUAACAAUAGUCUUAAACUUCAACAAAUUUUACAGAUUAGAUAAAGAACGAUUUAUAGCAUACUAACUAAAAUGAUAUUUUUCAGUUAAAAAGCGCGAGGAAUAAAUUACCAGUCCUUUAAUCUAAUUUUAUUGAUAGUAAAAGUACCUAUAAAAAUUAAAGAUCAAGUUCUUUAAAUCAGCUUAUUUAAAGACAAAAUAAACCAAUAAUUGAUGCUUUAGUGAGUCUCAAAAACAAGGGAUGCGAUAUAACAUAACUCUCUAAACUUUCUAUAGAAGAGCUUAAAAAUAUAAGCAGGCUUGUCCAUAAAAGUAAUAUCUAAAUUGGUUAGACCAAUAAGAGAAAAAGUUUGAUUUUAAAAGAAUGUCAAGAUGAUAUAAAUGAAUCUGAACUUGCCAGCAAAUUUAAAUCAGUUGAAAGUUAACAAUAAUAACAAAGACACUAAAUUUAAGUAAGCUAGAAUAAUAAUUAAUCAUCUUCUUUGUAUCCUAACACCUAAGUAAACUAAGAUGAUCUUCUUUUGUCUAAGCAAUAAAAUAUUUAGACUUAAAAUCCUAAUUAGGUUAACAAAUCAAAAAUGUGUGCCUCAUUAAGACAAAUCGAUAUAAAUGAAACAACAUAAACAUCGUCAAAAAAAAUAUCAAUGCUCUUGAGAAAAAGUUUUGAUUAUUCAAAUUCUGGUUACAACUCAGUAAUUUCAGCAAUUCAAUCAUAAAGAGGUAAUUAUUCUCCGAACAAUCACAGUGAUAAGAUUUAGCAAAAGGAAACUCCUCAAAAAUAGAAAGAAUAAUUAUUUAACUCUCCUUAAAAUGAUUAUCAUUAGAAAUAACAAAUCGGAGUUUAAACAUUAUAAAACGAAUUUGGAAAUUACUCCAUUUUUAAUGGAAAUAAAGCAAGAUCCAAAACUGACUAAUUUACAGCUCUUUAAAGGCCAAAAAAUGUUAAUUAACCAUGCAAAGGUUCUACUUUACACAUUGAAAAGUAAGUUGCUCCUCAUUAUAAAUUUGAAGAAGAGCUAAUGUUUAAAAACAAUAAAAAAAUCAAUAAAAAUAAAGAAUAUUUUGAUAAAGACAAUACAACUGAUAACAGUACUACAAUAUAUCUUUUAGGCAAAAAAAGUGAGUCUAAAUUGGGUAUCACUGCUAUCCAAAAGCUUUCAUAAGUUGAAAAUCAUACCCAUUAUAAGGGCUCUGAUAAUUAAGAUAUCUAAUUAUAAUUUAAAAGUCCUAGAAAUUCUUUUAAUACUGAAAAAAUAAAAAGUUUAAAUAAAGAAUAAAUGAAUAAUUGA
Molecule: messenger RNA, 3342 nt
Organism: Tetrahymena thermophila SB210
Lineage: Eukaryota; Ciliophora; Oligohymenophorea; Hymenostomatida; Tetrahymenidae
Product: cyclic nucleotide-binding domain protein
Exons: 8
Source: RefSeq, a predicted model, not a curated record